CGACGCCCGGGCGGCGGGAGGCCACGCCCAGUUGCUCCGCCAGGUCUCUCGGCACCGCCACGACGGCAGCAUGGCGGGCGUCGAGUUGCGGGCGGCGCUGGAGCAGCGGCUCAGCGCCCUGGCCAUCCGCACGGAGGUCGUGGAGCACCCGGAGGUGUUUACAGUUGAAGAAAUGAUGCCUCAUAUCCAACAUUUGAAAGGAGCACACAGUAAGAACUUAUUUCUUAAAGACAAAAAGAAAAAAGGCUAUUGGCUGGUGACAGUUCUUCAUGAUAGACAAAUUAAUUUGAAUGAUCUUGCCAAGCAGUUAGGUGUUGGGAGUGGAAAUCUGCGGUUUGCUGAUGAAACAGCCAUGCUAGAAAAACUAAAAGUUGGCCAAGGUUGUGCCACACCGCUGGCACUCUUCUGUGAUGAUGGAGAUGUGAAAUUUGUUUUGGAUUCUGCUUUUUUGGAUGGUGGACAUGAAAAGGUGUACUUUCAUCCAAUGACUAAUGCUGCGACCAUGGGAUUGAGCCCUGAAGACUUUCUCACAUUUGUGAAGAAGACAGGACAUGAUCCCAUAAUACUAAAUUUUGAUUAAAACUAAUUGAUGUUUAGAAUACA
This is a messenger RNA of Vicugna pacos (alpaca), 603 nucleotides long. Its product is annotated as prolyl-tRNA synthetase associated domain-containing protein 1. Lineage: Eukaryota; Metazoa; Chordata; Mammalia; Artiodactyla; Camelidae. The record is from RefSeq and is a predicted model, not a curated record. Gene Ontology annotation, molecular function: aminoacyl-tRNA deacylase activity.